CAGCGGGCGACCGCUCGUCUUCUGUAUCACGGCGCCGCUGCGAUGAGACAAAGAAUAGCAGUCGUCGCAAAUAGGCACCUCGUCGCGCAGCUGCCUGCUCCUGCCUGAUUGGUGCGUUUGCGCCUGCUCGCCGUCGUGGCUGCCGUGCUCUAUACGCCGCGGCGCGUGUUUGCAUGGUUGCACCAACCGACAUUUCCUCUUUCGACCAACUCAAGUACAUCUGCGAAGCUUUCGCCUUCUUUUCCUUGGUCAACUGUCGCUGGCGUCUGUUCCUGUCAUAAACUCUCCUUCACCCUCGCUUCCGCUUUCGACCGUGUGCCUCUCCGUGCCACUAUUUUUCACACAUUUUCUCCUGCCCGUUACUUUCCAAAACCCCGACAUACAAUCUUUCCAACCCUGUCUUUACUAUGCCGCCCGCGUCUUAUUACUCCAACGGCGCUUCGCCCGUACUACCCAUUGGCACCCAAGUGCGCGCUCCUGCCCACCACGCCAACGGCAACGGUACCAACGGUCGCCUGGCUGGCAACAUGUCUAACGAAUCGGCGACUAUGUGGGCACGUAUUGAGGAUAUUCUCCAGCACGAUCAACAAAAGCGGCAGCUGAUCGAGGAACUCAUGACGCGCUACGAAUACAUGACGCAGGACUAUCAGCGCCUUGCUAGCCAGCAGGGCGAUGUACUUCAGGUCCAACAGCUGAAGCAAAACUUGGUCAGCUUGCAAGGAGCUCUGGAGCGCAACCCAUUUGUGCUGAUCCUCAUUGACGGCGACGGCAUGAUCUUUGAGAACGAGUUUCUUCAGAAGGGUUUGGCUGGUGGCAAGCAAGCUGCGGUCUCCCUAUACAGCACAAUUGCCACCUACAUCGAGCGAGAAACCAGGACCAUCCCGCCCACAUCCCGCGUUCUCUGCCGCAUAUACGCAAACGUGAAGGGUCUUGCCGAUGUUCUCGUACGCGCUGGCAUCGUGAAUAAAGCUGCGCAGUUUGAAGAUUUCACCCGUGGUUUUACAAAUGGAAGGACAUUCUUCGACUUCAUUGAUGUAGGCCCUGGAAAAGACCGCGCGGACGACAAGAUUAUUGAGACUUUGAAACUCUUCCUCGAUGACUUCCACUGCCGACAAAUUUUCUUCGGUUGCUCGCAUGACAACGGCUUUGCUCGACCUCUCGAAGAGUACCUAGGAGACGACACCAAAAUCUCCAAAGUGACACUUUUGGAAGGAGUGCCUUUCGAGAAGGAGCUUCUCGGGCUGCCAUACAAGACCAAGAAGUUCGACGGUUUAUUCCGGGAGACUAAGAUUAAUGUUCUAGCUACUCUAGUUGGACUGGCUUCACCAGCAGUCAAGAACUACAAUGUGCUGAACGGACUACCGACUCGUUUGCCGCCGCCUCCAACCAGCUUUGAUUCACCGCCUUCUCGACCAAUGUCGUCGGGUGUACUUCAUACGCCUUCAACUUUGAUUCUAGACGAAUCCGCGCCGGUCAAUAAAGCCAAGAAUUGGGCUGCACUGGCUGCUGCACCUCCUCCACCUGUAACCACGCAGCCGGUAACCACGUACAAGCAUAUGAAUCGCGAAGAAGUCAUUGCUCGUAACCGCAUCGGUCAGCGUGUCGAUCCUCCAUGCCGCGACUUUGAUAAAGCCGAGGUUGAUCGUAUCAAGAAGAUCAAGAUGUGUAAUGUGCACUUCCUUCGUAAUGAGUGUCCCUUUGGGGGGAACUGCACUCACCUUCAUAAUUACCAGCCCACCGAGGCAGAGAUAGCAACGCUUCGUCUCGUCGCGCGCAUGGCGCCUUGCCAGAACGGAAGCGGUUGCCAAGAUAUCAAGUGUAUUUAUGGCCAUCGCUGCCCGGCCCCACCGCCUAGGGCGAACCAGCUUAGGGGCGGUAAGAACUGCGUUUUUGGCGAGUCUUGCAAGUUCCCGAUCAAUCUCCAUGAUAUUGAUUGCAGUGUGGUUAAGACCCUCGUCAUUCGUUAGUUGGACACGAAAAGCACAAAGGCGAGUUGAAUGGCGAAGGCUAUAAGUUGCCUCACGGUGCAUGAUGGAACAGAAGAUACCCCGAUA
Molecule: messenger RNA, 2054 nt
Organism: Paraphaeosphaeria sporulosa
Lineage: Eukaryota; Fungi; Ascomycota; Dothideomycetes; Pleosporales; Didymosphaeriaceae
Exons: 6
Coding region: 408-1967 (519 amino acids)
Molecular function (GO): metal ion binding
Source: RefSeq, a predicted model, not a curated record